CUGAAAUGGGCUCAUUUACUGUACCCCUAUAGAUUGGAUCUGUCAAUAUCCAUUUACAGAGACAAAGGAGUGCCGACGAUGGCUAAUCUUUUCGUUCUCAAUUUCCCAACGUGCAGUUCCAGCUUGAGGCGUGUCUCUGCUUUACCUUCAUCCAAUGGCGCUCAUCCGUUAUCGGCAGGCAGUGGACCAGUGAUCCUGGAGCUUCCUCUGGAGAAGAUACGGAGGCCAUUAAUGAGGACCAGAGCUAACGAUCCCGAUAAAGUCAAAGACCUAAUGGACAGUAUACAAGAAAUCGGGCUACAAGUACCCAUUGAUGUACUUGAAGUUGAUGGAGUUUAUUACGGUUUCUCUGGUUGUCAUCGUUACGAGGCUCAUCAAUGCCUCAGACUUCCUACAAUACGCUGCAAAGUUCGCCGUGGAACCAAAGAAACUCUGAGGCACCACCUACGUUGAAGUUUCAGUAGGUUGCCCGUUGGUAGUAAAAGUUGCAAAUGCCAUUUAAACUAUUUAUUACUUUAAAUGCCUACCAAAGCUUUUACUGAAUACCUGAAACAAGCAUGUGUACAUCACAUUGCAAGUAUUUAAUGUCGAAGUUUACGUGUAAAUAAAUCAUUAUUUGUCCUAACUCGAGAAUAAUGUAAGCGUUGCUGUCUUGAAACCGAGAGUAAUGAUGUCACUGAUGUUGA
Messenger RNA from Cucurbita moschata (crookneck pumpkin), 686 nucleotides. RefSeq names its product sulfiredoxin, chloroplastic/mitochondrial. Gene Ontology annotation, cellular component: cytoplasm. The record is from RefSeq and is a predicted model, not a curated record. Gene Ontology annotation, biological process: cellular response to oxidative stress. Gene Ontology annotation, molecular function: sulfiredoxin activity. The coding region runs from base 79 to 453 and encodes 124 amino acids. Lineage: Eukaryota; Viridiplantae; Streptophyta; Magnoliopsida; Cucurbitales; Cucurbitaceae. The transcript has 5 exons.